Messenger RNA from Sebastes umbrosus (honeycomb rockfish), 6994 nucleotides. RefSeq names its product protein phosphatase 1, regulatory subunit 9A (gene ppp1r9a). The transcript has 20 exons. Gene Ontology annotation, molecular function: actin filament binding. Gene Ontology annotation, biological process: neuron projection development; calcium-mediated signaling; actin filament organization. Bases 1093 to 4551 code for a protein of 1152 amino acids. The record is from RefSeq and is a predicted model, not a curated record. Lineage: Eukaryota; Metazoa; Chordata; Actinopteri; Perciformes; Sebastidae. Gene Ontology annotation, cellular component: postsynaptic density; cytoplasm; dendrite.
UUGUCAGAGGAAUAGGAAAUGACCUAUGGGAUUUGAAAUGUGUUUUGGCCUGUCAACAUUAACGCUUUGAUUCAACAAACAAGCAUUUAGGCCUAACACACGCUCCUGGCAGCCUUAUGUUCUCGCUUACAGCAUCCUAUUGGACUGUGUCUAUCCCUCACCUUUGCUAAGUAAAGAUCACUAACUAAGCUACAGCUAAUAGCAUCAGAUCUGCUUAUUUGUGGCGGGCUGACUUUCUGCCAGGCCUUCUCGAGGUGAUCGACUGCAGCGCUCUUACUGCAUGUAAUACAUCACCAAUUACAGUUAAUACUAGACUGUGCACUGGAGACUAACCUGUCGGAUUCUGCAGUAGGACGAAUGUAAAGACGGACAAGUGGACGCUGACACACGCAACAAGCUACACUUUUCCUGAUAAUUGGACUCACAUAUAAACUAAAGUAUUCUCUUUACAUUGCACAUAAUCAUAAUAGCUGACUUGCAUUUGUUAGAAGAUCACUGACAGGCCUUGGGGGAGGUGGAAAUGCUUAACCAGAUUUUAUGCUCUUCUGGGCCGACCUUGGAUUGGCUGAAGCCUCAGGAGUGAUGCCUUAGUUAAAAAUGCCACUGGCAAAGUAGAGACAAUAAGCCACCCUUGUCCCUCUAAUGGCCCUAUAGCUAACUGAGUCCUCUGAGGCAAAGGCAUAAGGGAGGAUGUCCUUUAGUUCUGUCGAAUCAGCUUUAUAUGUGCACGUCGUCCGGGUCAGGAGGAAUGCAUGUGCUUCUUUGGUGUUCGGCGGGGAAAGCACAGACAACAAGGAUUGCUACUGUUUGUGCUGUUCGCAGCUUUGGUACUCUGCCCGUGACGAGUUCGAGCCUCUAAAUGCAGACCUGGAAGUGAAAGUAGUCGGGUGUCACAACAAGCAGAAGGACAAGAAACAGCUGGUUCAAUCUUCUAGCGCUCUAUAAAGGUGUGAAUGGGCCUAAAGGAACUAUAACUAUAUUGGGUGGAUCCGAUUAGGCAGCGUCGCAGUAGGUCAAACUAAACUCCUCACUCCCACAUUCUAAUGAGGCCACGGCGAUGCUGACAUCCCCUCUGAAUCCAAAGACAUCAUCAUGCUGAAGACGGAGGCCUCGGGGGAGAGGACCAGCCUCCGGAGUGCCUCCCCUCACCGUAAUGCCUACCGGGCUGAGUUUCAGGCACUCAAGAAGGCCUUUGACCAACCUCGGAAGGAUGGGGACUGCAAGCCCAAAGACCAAGAACGGGUGAAACAGCCAAGGGGCCGCCAGUAUGGGGGCCAUGUCAGCCGCAUUAAGGACAUGUUCAUGCAGAUGGGCACAGAACCUGUGCCGGCUAAGGUCAAGGGUUGUGAUGAUUCCUCGCCGCAAAAGCUGGUCAAGCCCACCAACUUCAUCAACAAAGCCGAUGGGUCAGUGAUAAAACUCCAGCAUUCCGCAUCAGCUGACAGGGUUGGAGGCGCUGGAGCAAAGUUCUCUGAAACCAGGAAGCUGUUUGAGCAGCAGUCACGUGACCAGUCCCAAUCACCAGUCUUUCCAUACGGACGUGAUAAACGCGGUUCCCAUGAGCACCUGGAUGACUGGCGAGGCACAAGGUCUAAUCGAGGCAGCACAGACUCCUUGGACUCACUUUGCUCCAGAACGGAGGCGUCCUCGCCGACUGUCAGUCAACUGAGUGCUGUUUUUGAAAAUGUCGACAACCACAACCUAGGUGCGCCCUACAAAGGAGUCAGCAGACGUGCCCUCUACUCACCAGAUGGGUUCCAACGCCCUGGAGGCGAUGUCAGUGAAGAUGAUUCAAGACAAUCUCCAGUUUGUGGAAACCACCAGAGCAGGUCAGGGGGAAAGUGUCCCACAUCCUCGUCUUCUGAGGACCUUCUGAGCCCCAGUCCUAGGACAGAGACUUCAGAGCUGAAACCAGUACCACAAGAGAAAGAAGACAAAGCAGACAAGGUUGAGACUACGGGCGGAGAUAGGCGGCGUCUUUCUGGGGUCACCACCAAUGGUAGCCAGGUCAAUGGUUCAUGUGAGGAAGAGGAGAAACACUCAGAAACAGGAAAACAUAUUGAGGAUCUAGUUGUGUCCAAAGCUUCAAAACCUAAAGAUGAUGCUGUGAUUACCGACAAAGCUUUUGAAGAUGCAACCCCUGAGCCAUUGCCGACCCCGACUACACCAGCUGGGGAAAGCCAGGAGGAUGGGGACGGUUCAAGAGAAGACAAGUCCUCUGAAUCUCCCAAGGACCAGGCGGAAGAACACGAUGAGGAAUACACUGGGAAUGAGCGGGUGAUUUUUAACGCAGACGGGGACGCCUGUUACCAGGGUUGGGGGGAAAGCUGCACGGAUCCUGAGGACGACCUCUACGGAGACGACGAGGAUAUUGUCUACGACCCGGGUUCUGAUCUGACAGAGAUUCCUGGUCUGCCACAUGAGAACAAAGAGGACAUCCCUCCAAAGAGGAAGAUUCGUUUCAGCAAUGCCCCCAUUACAGUGUUCAACACCUACUCCAACGAGGACUAUGACCGCCGUAACGAAGAGGUGGAUCCUGUGGCCUCCUCCGCAGAGUACGAGCUGGAGAAGAGGGUGGAGAAACUGGAGCUCUUCCCUGUGGAGCUGGAGAAAGAUGAAGACGGCCUGGGGAUCAGUAUCAUCGGGAUGGGUGUUGGCGCUGACGCAGGCCUGGAGAAACUGGGCAUCUUCGUCAAGACCGUCAUCGAGGGCGGAGCCGCUGAGAGAGACACCAGGAUCAAGGUGAACGACCAGAUCGUGGAGGUGGAUGGGACCAGUCUGGUGGGCGUCACCCAGAGCUUCGCUGCCUCCGUCCUCAGGAACACAUCAGGAGUGGUCAGGUUUGUGAUUGGCCGAGAGCGUCCGGGCCAGCAGAGUGAGGUGGCCACGCUCAUCCAGCAGACCCUGGAGCAAGAGAGGAGACAGAGAGAGCUGCUGGAGCAGCAGUACGCCCAAUACGAUGCUGAUGAUGACGAGCAGACAGGGGAGUACGCCACAGACGACGAGGAGGGGGGAACAACGGUGGCAGGCGAGGACAAGAGCAUCGAGGUGUUUGACUUGCCAGAGUCAGAGGACAUCUUGUCUCCCUCAGAGUUAGACGCCAAUAAACUCUACCAGAAGUUCAGAGAGCUCCAGAUCAAACACACAGUGACCGAGGCCGAGAUCCAGAAGCUCAAAAACAAGUUGGCGUCUGUGGAGAGGGAGAAGCAGCGCUGGGAGAAGGAGAAGAGCCAGCUGAAGGCCAGCAUCGAGGAAAACAAGGAGAGGAUGUUGAAGCUGGAGAGCUACUGGAUCGAAGCGCAGACUCUCUGCCACACGGUCAACGAGCACCUGAAGGAAGCCCAGGCCCAGUACCAAACUCUGGAGAAGAAGUACAACAAGGCCAAGAAACUCAUCAAAGACUUCCAGCAGAAAGAGGUGGAGUUUAUCCAGAAGGAGGAUGCGGAGAGGAGGCGGCUGGAGGAUGCUGAGAAAGCUCACCUGGCUGAGAUCCAGGGACUGCAAGUCAGGAUUGCAACAUUAGAGUCGGAGCUAAUGCAGCUGAUGAAGCAGAACGGCAUCCAGGUCAACAACAACAACAGCAACAGUGCGGAGAGGCUCGGCGCUCAGCAGCUCAGCCCUAAAAGAGCUGCAGCACAAGCCAGAGACCUGAGGGAGGGCUCUCCCCAUUCACCCAGUAAAAAGAAGAGCUACAGAGGAGUCGCCCGAGACAGCAUCAGCUCCACAGAGGGAGAGGAGGGGCACGGCAGUCCAGCCCACAGUCGAUCUGGUUCAGUUCGUAGUGCGGCCUCUUGUGAUGGAGGAGCUGCCAUCCUCAGGGCCACUGGCAGUGCAGAAAGCUCCCCCAGACGAGGACCUACCACCGCAGGUUCUCAGUCUCCUGCGAUGUCGAGCCCCUCUCACUGUGUGGAGGAACACAGACAAGCUUCUCAUCCUGGCUCCACCGAGCCGUCAGCAGAGGACAGUCCAGAGAAACUCACGGCCAAGGUACAUGAGACCUCUCUUACAUGGCCCCACUUCUUCUCCUAUUCAUAUUACUUGGGACCCACUCUGAACGAUGAUCUGAGCGCCAGCAGCAGCAGCUCAGUGGAAAUCAGCGGCCUGCUGAGUGAAGCCAAGAUGUCGGGACGCUCACACACACUGGUGCUCUCCUCAGAUGAGAGUCUGGAUAUGAUAGAUGACGAGAUCCUAGAUGAGGGACAGCUCCCGAAGCAGCACCAGUGGCAGAACCGCAGCAUCACAGAGUGGACCUCCCAGCAAGUGGCCCGCUGGCUAAUGGGCCUCAACUUAGAACACCACAUCCCAGAAUUCACUGCCAAAAACAUAGAUGGAGAGCAGCUGCUGCAGCUGGAGAGUGUUGAGCUCAAGGCCCUCGGAGUUACUUCUUCCCAGGAGCGUGCCCUGAUCAAGAAAAAGAUCAAAGACCUUAAAGUGCUGAUGGAGAAGGCCAAGAGGAACCGCGAGAAAGUGGAGAAACAACGCGAGAAGCUACGGAAGAGAGAGCUGGAGCAGCAGCAGAAAGACGAGCGCAGAGAGAGCGCGGCAGAGUGAAGUGAAUUAUUAGAUCACCUCCCGCUUUACUGUAGCACCACACCAAGUAGCAUCUGGAGGAACAGAACGUCAGGAGGCCCCACAGAUGAACCUUGAGGGACGCCUGCUCAGUAGUUCAAUAGUUCUCAGUGGUGGAGCUACAUACCCAACAACUGUCGGAGACUGUUGAGUGACUUUUUUCACCAAGCAAUUUAAACCAAAAUGAGCAGCUGGAUGAUAGGAUCCUGCCCCGUUCAUUUGCCUCAUUUUACACCCAUUUUACUCUAUUUAUUUUACUGUUUAUUGCUGUAAAUUAGGUUUAUUUAUUCAUAUCCAGUCUGUGAAAAGUUCAUCUCAUCCUCAUCCCCAUAUCAUCCUCAGAGCCGUCUGCGUCGCCCAUCACAGCACCCGUAGACAUGACGAUCACGUACAUGUACAGUGAUAAAUACAGAUACAAAAAUGUGCCAUUUUGAUAGACUUAUGUAUAUCCUGUUCAGAUACAUAGAUAUCAGUGAAAUUGCUUUGAUGAAGCACAUACAGGUCAGGCCUGUGUGGUGGAACACAUGAGGCAGUACUCAUCUCCCACCACCGGGUGUCCCCAUGCUGCUUACUGUCACUACUGAAGGAUGCAAACACUGGAACUUUCCAAUAGGAACUGGAACGGGAAUCAAGUUUCAACUGGGAGAAACAAACUCUCUCAAUACUUGCAAGAACACUGGAAGUGCAAACACUGUAAAUGUAACCUCUGCACUGGCUUGUCCAAUGCUCCUUACAGUACACAUGUACCACACUAAAGUAUGAAUGACGACAAGGACAUACUGUACUCAUUGAACUGGUUCUAAUGGAGACUUCAGGUACAAUGUAAUCAAGAAAUUUGUAACUUAACGAAACCUGUACCACAAAAACAAACAAAAAAAAAGUUAAAAUGAGACUUCCUGCUUAUAUGCAUAAUGUUGCUUUGACACCGCUUGUAACCUGCUUUUGACCUCUUUUUAUAUUCUCUCUCAAUAACAAAGUAAUACCCCGCCGCUGCCUUUAGAAAUUCUAGAGUAGUAGAAUUUUUACCCGCUUCUGUGUGAGUGUCGAAAAACACAUACAGUAGGCUAAACAUUUUUUUUUCAUAAAAACUACACGUCAAAAGCUCACGUUGCAAAAAUGACUUUGGAAUAUUCAGAAUAAUAUCUAGGAAUGCUGCCAUAUAGACGAGUCGUCUCUGUGAUGAAAGACAGACGCAGUGAGUCCAGAAAUUGUCUUAAAGAUGAUCAUGCCUGAUAACCACUGAUGUGAAAUUGCACCUGAUUGAUGCAAUAUAGUUUUAAUUUUCCUAUGAAACUGGUUCAGUUUUGAUUUACUUGUUAGAUAAAAAAUAUACCUUUUGAAAUUAUUUUGUAUUUUAUGCAAUUCUUGUUUUAGGAUUAUGACGCUCACUGAGAUCCCUGUGUUACUUCUUUAGCAUUCCCGAGAAUCAUUCCGUAGGUUUACAGUAAAUAUUAUAGAGACGCCAGUGUCACCGUGAUCCAAACGAAAGGCAGCUUUGGUUAUGAUUCCCAUUAGUCUCAAGGGCCCUGCCUGCUGUAUUGAUAACAGGAUAACAACAAGAAGAAUAGUUAUAGAUACCUCCUGCAACUCCACAGUAAUACAGGUAUCACUGUUAAUGUUAUUAUUUAUUUAUUUCUGUAUUUAAUGAAGCAACUGUUUAUGAUAACUUAUACAAGAGUAUUAACACCUAACAAUGAUUUAUCCAGAAUUGUAUAAUUACUUCCUAUUGCCAAAACGUACCUGUUCAUUAAAAGUGAUUUAGUUUCAAAUGGUUGUUGAAAGAUUUGCAAAGCGAGAAACGCAGUAAUAAUCCCCCCCAUCGUGCUUGUGGUUUUCCCCUCUAAUACAACCAUAGUGCUGCUCCAGUGCAACUCCAAUAAACUGCUCAUGAUGUAUUCUUACGGAAGAUUUUGUAACACUUGAACCUUUCUGUGAAUACCCCCCCACCUUUAACCUCUGUCAAGUCAGUCCGCCGACUGCACUCUUUUGACUCUUUUUGUAUGUAUAGUAAAACACUGAGAGCAAUACGCUGUACGAAUCCUAAAGAAGCCUUGUUUUUCUAUCGUGUCAGUGUGUGUGCAGUUUGUCUGAGGGGGCUGAGGAGGCUUAAAGGUCACGCCUGACGGAUCUUUUCUAUGUGCUUGCCUGGCAUGAUGAAACCAACGUAUGGAUGUGACCCCGGUGCUCCUCCUGGCAGGCGUUUUGAGUCGUGUCCAGAUGGGUUUGUCUUUCAUGUGCGUAGAGAGCAAAAAGAUAAAUCACCACCAACUGCUAACCAUGCUUUCACUCUUUUAAAAAGCUGUGCUUAUCCUCCUCCUCCUCCUCUUCCUCCUUUUUUUGUCAUUACCUUGCUCUCUUUUUCGCAUUCUGAAAAGUUUGAAAGGGCAGCUACCUGUCACACUGAAUAAAAUGUGCAGUCACUGUC